CAGGAAGUGUGUGUACGCAGCAUGGAAGGCACACAUGCUAAGGUUUGCAUGACAUUAGGUGUGUUCGACUUGAACUUGCGUUUACAGAAAGGAUGUGUUUAAAUGGGGAGAUGAAAUGAGAAAUUAACCACAAACUUCAUGAAAACUGCUGCCUUCCGAACAUCUAGAAACAUGAGCACAAAAGAGGACGCCACUGCAGACCGCGGCUUUCUUGUUGGAAUCAUAUUCUUCAUCCUUGGCCUGGGAACGUUGUUACCAUGGAACUUCUUUAUGACUGCGUCUAUGUAUUUCAACAACAAAUUGAACGCUUCGGAAUGGAAGAACGGAACGCUAACAGUCAGGAAGGAAUAUUAUUUCAAUAACUGGAUGACCCUGUUAUCCCAGCUGCCUUUGCUUCUGUUCACUUUGCUCAACUCUAUCCUCUAUCAGCGAAUCUCGGAGAAGAUGAGGAUAGCAGGGAGUUUACUCUUCAUCCUCCUUCUUUUCAUCCUCACUGCUGUCCUGGUGAAGGUUCCUAUGGAGGAGGACAGGUUCUUCUCUGUCACCAUGGCAACCAUCUGGUUUAUCAACUCAUUCGUGGCUGUGUUACAGGGAAGUCUGUUUGGUUUGGUGGGUUUGUUGCCACAGAAGUACAGCGCUGUGUUUAUGAGUGGACAGGGACUCGCAGGGACAUUUGCUGCUUUUGCCAUGAUUUCCGCCUUAGCAAGUGAAGCUGAUAGUGAAACGGCAGCUCUCGGUUAUUUCAUCACUCCAUGUGUCGUGACCCUUUUCACAAUCAUGUGUUACAUGCUGCUACCCAAACUGGAGUUUGCUCGCUUUUACCUGGACAAGUGUAAAAGCAAGAGCUACGAGCUUGAGACAUUCAGCCAGCUGCUGCCUACAGAUGCUGUGAAAGGCUCUGGGCAAGCAAGCGACGGUUCGAAUGGCCCUGUGGUGAAUGUAAAUCCUAACGGAGACAUUAACUGUGUGAGUGAAGAGGAGGGCAGCAAACAGGCCUUCAUCCCGCUGCAGCCAGAGAAUGUGUCUGCACAGAAGAGCUCAGUCCUGGAGGUCUUUAAAAAGAUCUGGGUUAUGGCGUUUUGUGUUACAUUUGUAUUCACAGUAACACUGUCAGUUUUUCCUGCUGUUACUGUGGAUGUGAAGACUGUUUAUGAAGGCAAAUGGGAAAGGUACUUUAUCCCUGUUUGCUGUUUUCUCAUCUUUAAUUUUAUGGAUUGGAUUGGCAGAACUGUUACAUCACUAGUUCAGUGGCCCCCUAAAGACAGUCGCUUGUUCCCAGUGCUGGUCGUUUCUCGGUUAAUCUUUGUUCCUUUGCUCAUGAUGUGUAACGUUCAGGAGAGGCACUUACUACCAGUGCUCUUCUCAAAUGAUCUGAGUUUUGCUGCCAUUAUGGUGUUCUUCUCUGUGUCCAGUGGAUACUGUGCGUGUCUGUCCAUGACCUAUGCACCACAGCUGGUGGAAUCGAAAGACGGGGAGACGGCCGGCGCGUUAAUGACGUUUUUUCUGGCUCUGGGUUUGUCGCUGGGAGCUGGUUUCUCAUUCCCUCUACGCUUCAUGGUCUGACACCACGAAAACACACACAAAGACACAUUCUCAAAUAUUCAAGCAGCUUUCAGUGCUGUCUGCUGAAAAUCCAUUCUCAUGAUGUUUACACAAAUGAGCUGAAUUCAUAAAAUGACAGAGCAGCUUUAUUUGGCAGCUUAAAACCAAGCUUACAAAAUCAGCUCUAUUAAAGUGAAUGCAACACCUGCAGUUUUUGGACAUUACAGGUAAAGGGACAGCUGGUGAAAUACAGUUUCUGUGUUUCCAGUAAAUGUAGUAACUAUAGUACUUUGGCCAAAACUGUUUUGUUUUUUUUGUUUUUUUUUUGCCUUUCCUCGCAAUACCUUUAUCCAUCCCUUAUGAAAACAAACCAUGGUUUUACUACAGUAACCAUAGAUGAACUAUGGUAUUUGUUGUAAAACCAUAACCAGAACAUUUUACCAUGAUUUUACCACAGUAACCAUAUUUUAACCAUGAUAUGUGGUAAAACUAUAGUAAUAAUACAGGAAAUCAAAAAACAUGGUAUUUAACCAAUUAUUCUGCCAAACUGUUUGUUUUACUAUAGUAAAACCAUGGUUGUUUUUUGUACGGGCAUGUUUUUAUGGGGGGUGGAAACCAUGGUUUUAAAAACUAGACUUGGUACCACAAAUUUACCAUGAUGUUACCAUAGUAAACCUUAAUAAAUUCCCUACCUGUCCUCUAAGGGCCUCCAUAAUCUUGUAACGAUCAGCCAAAUCGGCCGAGUUACACACAAACAAGAUUGGGAACUGAUCUUAACUGAGUGAGACAAACCAAGGGACUAAACUGAAACACAAUGUAUUUACAACAUAAAUUAUUUACACAUAGAACAAUAUAUACACAAUGAAAUACUCCCAGUCCAAGCAAAUGAAUAGAGUCUUUUAGAAUCUUCGGUGCUGUCCAUAGAGAGUAUCCAGUACCCAGUGUGCCUACCCAUGUAUGUACAGUCCUAUGUGCUCUUUGUCCAGUCCUGUUGUGUACAUCUGUGAAACAAUAAUCCACAUGAAAGGUGUACUCCACAAUCAAGACAGUCUCCAAAGUUCAAUGAACAAACAACAGGCCUCUCUCCAGUGCCAUGCUGGCUCCCAAUACACCUGAUGGUAACUACUUCCUACUUCCUGUUAGGUGACAGGAGUUCCAACAUUUCUUAAAGACAUAGCAUACAUUUUUUUAGGGAGAUAAAGGGACAAAGAGACAGUACAUGUAUUUGUCAAAUGUACAAGUGUUAAUGUUAUUACAUGUCUCAUACGUGGUAUUGCUACAACCUCAAGAACUGACAGUUACUAUUUAAAAUGAGACAGUUCAAAGGGAUUAAAAUGAGUACAAAUGUUUCUUACACAUUGAGAUCCUGAUAUUUUAGUUUGAUUUGGUUUUAGGAUUGAGGCUUUUUUUUUUUUUUUUUUUUUUUUGUAGGCAAACCCAAGACUUUUAUUAACAGUGGCAAGACAAAGUCACAAGUAUAGACAAAACACAGUGUGCUUAAGCUAACAACACACAGACAAUUUGAAUUGUUCAUGUCUUUAUUGAACACAUCCCAAUAAACAUUCACAGUGCUGUGGAAAAAGUGACCUACAUCAGCACUCAUUGGUGUAAAGCAAUUGUGUUUACAGCAUUUCAACUGCAGUCAAAUCAACUGGUUUGACCGCAUCAAAGAAGCUUGAAACCGCAUGUUAAGUGUGAUGCAAUCUCCAUAGAAAUAGUAUAUAAGCCAAACUGGCCUGUAAACUCUCCUCUUGCUUUUGGUCAUGUGUCCCACAACUUUCAUUUCUACACCACUGCCUUAGUUUAUAGUAAAUUCAGCCUCAUGACAGCAGAUGAAAUAUGAAGCCAUUUGAUGUAUGGAAAAGAUACACUAUAUUGCCAAAAGUAUUCGCUCAUCUGCCUUUAGACGCAUAUGAACUUAAGUGACAUCCCAUUCUUAAUCCAUAGGGUUUAAUAUGAUGUCGGCCCCACCCUUUGCAGCUAUAACAGCUUCAACUCUUCUGGGAAGGCUUUCCACAAGGUUUAGGAGUGUGUUUAUGGGAAUUUUUGACCAUUCUUCCAGAAGCGCAUUUGUGAGGUCAGACACUAAUGUUGGACGAGAAGGCCUGGCUCGCAGUCUUCGCUCUAAUUCAUCCCAAAGGUGCUCUAUCGGGUUGAGGUCAGGACUCUGUGCAGGCCAGUCAAGUUCUUCCACACCAAACUCACUCAUCCAUGUCUUUAUGGACCUUGCUUCGUGCACUGGUGCGCAGUCAUGUUGGAACAGGAAGGGGCCAUCCCCAAACUGUUCCCACAAAGUUGGGAGCAAGGAAUUGUCCAAAAUCUCUUGGUAUGCUGAAGCAUUCAGAGUUUCUUUCACUGGAACUAAGGGGCCAAGCCCAGCUCCUGAAAAACAACCCCACACCAUAAUCCCCCCUCCACCAAACAUCACAGUUGGCACAAUGCAGUCAGACAAGUACCCUUCUCCUGGCAACCGCCAAACCCAGACUCGUCCAUCAGAUUGCCAGAUGGAGAAGCGUGAUUCGUCACUCCAGAGAACGCGUCUGCACUGCUCUAGAGUCCAGUGGCGGCGUGCUUUACACCACUGCAUCCGACGCUUUGCAUUGCACUUGGUGAUGUAUGGCUUGGAUGCAGCUGCUCGGCCA
Molecule: messenger RNA, 4184 nt
Organism: Myxocyprinus asiaticus (Chinese sucker)
Lineage: Eukaryota; Metazoa; Chordata; Actinopteri; Cypriniformes; Catostomidae
Product: equilibrative nucleoside transporter 2-like
Exons: 13
Coding region: 139-1563 (474 amino acids)
Biological process (GO): nucleoside transmembrane transport; guanine transport; uridine transmembrane transport
Cellular component (GO): basolateral plasma membrane; plasma membrane
Molecular function (GO): nucleoside transmembrane transporter activity
Source: RefSeq, a predicted model, not a curated record